This is a messenger RNA of Notothenia coriiceps (black rockcod), 511 nucleotides long. Its product is annotated as cadherin-1-like. Lineage: Eukaryota; Metazoa; Chordata; Actinopteri; Perciformes; Nototheniidae. The record is from RefSeq and is a predicted model, not a curated record. The annotation marks the transcript as partial. The transcript is spliced from 3 exons. Gene Ontology annotation, cellular component: plasma membrane; desmosome. Gene Ontology annotation, biological process: homophilic cell-cell adhesion. Gene Ontology annotation, molecular function: calcium ion binding.
AAAAUUAAACAUUCAAAAGCAAAUUCAAUUGGUAUGUGUGGUUUCCUUUCAGGUGCUCAGUGCCGAGUCAGGACCGAGAAGGCAAAAGACCCUGAGGAGGAAGAAGAGGGAGUGGAUCCUUCCUCCUGCCAAGCUUAUGGAAAACACUGACUACCGACACAAGGAAUUCAUUGUCAAGAUUCGCUCUGAUAAAGACUUAGGUGAGCUGGUGGAUUAUUAUCUCACUGGAGAAGGAGCUGACAAGGAACCCCUCAAUCUCUUUGUAGUGGACCGAAAGACGGGGUUUGUACGCAUCACUGAAUUACUGGACCGGGAGAAACGUCAAUUCUACAAUCUAACAGGGAUCGCAAGGUUCAAAGACGGGAAGAAAGCAGAGGAUGAUGUCCCACUGACAGUCACAGUUCUGGACCAGAAUGACAACGCUCCUUAUUUUGAGCUGCAAAUGGGCAACAUCACAGAGGAAAGCAAACCAGGUAGAGUCACAUUUUUGAACACAUAUCAGCCUGCUGCU